Molecule: messenger RNA, 825 nt
Organism: Entrophospora sp. SA101
Lineage: Eukaryota; Fungi; Glomeromycota; Glomeromycetes; Entrophosporales; Entrophosporaceae
Source: the annotation of a GenBank genome assembly
AUGGCAACAAUAAUACCAUCCGAGAUAUUUAUAAAAAUAUGUUCAUACUUAUCACCAUCAGAUUUAUAUUCAUUGACAACAGUAUGUAAAAAUUAUCGAUCAAUGUUAUGGUCAUUUACAUCAACAACGACACAAUCAAUCUGGUGCAAUUCACGUGAACAAUUCAUAUCGCAUCUAACAUUGCCACCACCAAAAGAUAUGUCAGAACAACAGUAUAUUUGGUUGAUGGUUUUAUUGAAUAAAUGCCAAUUCUGUAAGGAAAAUGAUAAAAAGAAGUUGUCAAUGUGUUGGGAAUUUCGUAUGUAUUGUUGUCAAAGAUGUCUGGCUCAAAGAACCGUUAGCCGAGAUACAUUGUUAAAGGAAUGGGAAUUACCAGAUAUUUUAAUAACAUGCUUCACAUCACUGCCACCAAAUGCUCAAAGGCCUCAACUAUUUCUUAUAUCCGAAAUUAUUAAAAAUAAUAAUUAUAAUUACAUUUUCAAUUUUUUCCUUCUCAAUAAUCACACUCACAGUAAUCACAACACCCACACUAAUCACAGCACUCACAAUAAUCACAUCAUUACUAAUAUUGAUGAGGAGGAUAUUAAUAAUAAUGAGAAAUUAUUAUUAUGGAUAAAAUCAAAUCAGGAAGAAAUAGCUCUACUGAAAUCGCAAAAUAAGCGAUAUAUUUUUCAGCAUGACGAGGGAAGAUAUGAUCAUAAUGAGCAAUUGGAUAGAUUAUUCAACACCUUGAAUAUGUCUAUUGAAUAUAAUAUUAAAAUCAAUGAUAGUAGAAGAAACAGUAGAAGUCUAAUGGAUGAUGAUAUUGAUGAAUUGUUAUCGUAA